Trichoderma gamsii is the source of this 1515-nucleotide messenger RNA. RefSeq lists its product as hypothetical. The transcript has 2 exons. The coding region runs from base 1 to 1515 and encodes 504 amino acids. NCBI's taxonomy places the organism in Eukaryota, Fungi, Ascomycota, Sordariomycetes, Hypocreales, Hypocreaceae. The record is from RefSeq and is a predicted model, not a curated record.
AUGCCAAUCGGCAUCCAGCGUCUCAAUGCAAAGAAAUCACAGCCUAACCCACACAUUGUCUUCAUCAAGCCUCUCAAAGGAUCAGAUGAGAAAAUUGCCCAAGAUUUCCUUGAGAGAAUUGCAGCCCAAUGUCUUCCGGUGAUGCGGAAACACCACAUUCACGUCACGUCACUGGAGGAAUUUCCGCCCAACAGGGAAUUUGUAGGCCGUAAUUUCAAUGCCGGGGAGGUGAUUCAGCUUGUGCUCAAGUCGCCCGGCAGUGGCCGAUGGCUUCCGUUCAACUAUGUACAGAUGGUGAUGAUGCAUGAGCUCGCUCACUGCGCGCAGAUGAAUCACUCCAGGGCCUUUUGGGCAGUGAGAAAUCAAUACGCCGCACAGAUGCAAACUCUGUGGGCGGAGGGAUACAAGGGAGAUGGACUCUGGGGUAGAGGAGCCAAAUUAGCGACUGGAGAAUGGGAGAGGAACUCUGUUCUGGCGGAUGAAGUGCUGCCGGAGCAUCUCUGCGGAGGCACAUAUCGAUCUCGAGGGAGGAAACGCAAGGCCAAGCCGGUGCUGACUUACCAGGAGAGAAAAGAGAGAAGGAUCCUCAAGAAAUUUGGCAAGAAUGGAGUCGCACUAGGGGCAGACGAGGAGGAAAAAGUGAAGCUCGAGAAAGGCAAACGCGUCCAAGCGAAACCCAGAGUGGCCGGCAGCUUGCGAGGGCGAGAGCUUCGUGCGGCCGCGGCAUUGGCCCGAUUCGAGCAAAGUCGAGACGACGCCCCGAAGAAGGAAGAGGAGGUGGAUGAAGAAGAAGGGUUGAGUGACUACGAAGACGGCGACUUGGCGGAUUCCAAAGCUGCGAUGGAUUUGGACGGAACGAGGAUGACGGAUAAGGAUGGCGGUGAUAUGGUUAAGGUGUGCGAAGAUGAAAAUCCGGAUGAUGCUGAUGCGAAGAACGAGCUUGAUGAAUUACAUGGAUUGUUUGGCAGACGGAAAGUUAAACAGGAAGAGGGUCCGCGACGGUUGAAUUCACACUUGUCAACAAGUCAGGAUUCAGAAAGGGCAGUGGAACUGGAAGAGGAGGAAAGAGAACCGGCAAUCAAACCAGAGGUUUUGACAGAUGGUGGCGCUUCAUCAAGUAUCUUGUCGUCUAUACCACACGUCAAGCCAAAGCACAGCGAAACUAUCAUCAAACCAGAAUCGGAAUCGAAUUCUACGGACCACCAAUCAUUGCUCAAAGCGAUAUCAACGCCUGAAACAACUACUGCCACCACUACUGCCACCACCACCACGGCGAUAAAUACACAAGAGAGCUCAAGCAGUAGCACUACAUCAACAUUAGCAUCAACCGAUUGCUCGAUGUGCUCCUUUGCAAACCCUCCUUUGGCCAUCACAUGUGCCAUGUGCGCAAACGUCCUCGACCCAAAACACACGAGCGGCUCAUGGCAGUGCGAGGGCACGUCAUGCGCAGCCACGGCGUACCGGAAUGCGAGGGACUGCGGCGUGUGCGGGUUGUGUGGAAAGAGACGGGAAUGA